Messenger RNA from Pristis pectinata (smalltooth sawfish), 2853 nucleotides. It is a transcript of the gene epha8, whose product is annotated as eph receptor A8. Gene Ontology annotation, biological process: axon guidance; cell surface receptor protein tyrosine kinase signaling pathway; protein phosphorylation. The record is from RefSeq and is a predicted model, not a curated record. The coding region runs from base 16 to 2853 and encodes 945 amino acids. NCBI's taxonomy places the organism in Eukaryota, Metazoa, Chordata, Chondrichthyes, Rhinopristiformes, Pristidae. The transcript is spliced from 17 exons. Gene Ontology annotation, molecular function: ATP binding; protein binding; transmembrane-ephrin receptor activity. Gene Ontology annotation, cellular component: neuron projection; plasma membrane.
GACGCUAUCAGCGAGAUGGAUGAAUUCUUCACCCCAAUCCACACCUAUCAAGUCUGCAACGUCAUGUCUCCAAACCAGAACAACUGGCUGAGGACUAAUUGGCUCCAGCGGAGUGGGGCACAUCGAAUAUACAUCGAAAUAAAGUUCACUCUCCGAGACUGCAACAGCAUGCCAGGAGUUGUGGGGACCUGCAAGGAGACCUUCAACCUGUAUUACUUUGAGUCAGACAGAGAUAUUGGCCCCAAUGUCUGGGAGAACCAAUUUAUCAAGAUUGACACAGUAGCAGCUGAUGAAAGCUUCACCAGUGUGGACCUGGGAGUGCGGAAGCUGAAAUUAAACACUGAAGUUCGUGGAGUGGGUCCACUCACGAAAAAAGGAAUCUACCUGGCUUUUCAGGACAUUGGAGCUUGCAUUGCCAUCGUGUCCGUGAGGGUCUAUUAUAAGAAAUGCCCAGCCAUGAUUCGGAACUUGGCUGUGUUUCCGGAUGCAGUGACUGGUGCUGACUCCUCCUCCCUGGUCGAAGUUCAAGGUCAAUGUGUGGACCACAGUGAAGAAAGAGAUACGCCCAAGAUGUAUUGCAGCGCAGAGGGGGAGUGGCUCGUUCCCAUUGGGAAAUGCGUCUGUAGUGCUGGCUAUGAAGAGCAAAGAGACAGUUGCCAAGCUUGUGAGCCUGGAUUCUUCAAGCCAAACUCAGGAGACCAGCUUUGCGCAAGAUGUCCUCUUCACAGUCACUCGGAUGUGAUGGGUGCUCUCUUCUGCCAGUGUGACCCCAACUAUUACCGAUCACCUUCUGACCUUCCCUCUGCACCUUGUACCAGACCACCCUCUGCUCCAGUAAAUGCGCUAUCCACUGUGAAUGGAACCUCGGUAUUCCUGGAGUGGAGCCCACCCGCCAAUAGUGGAGGAAGAAGUGACGUCCGGUACAACGUCAUCUGCAGGAAGUGUGCUUGGGAGUCGAGUCAGUGCGAAGCGUGUGGGAAUCGGAUAAGAUUCAGCCCAAAGCAGAUGGGACUGAUUGAGCCAACCAUCAGCAUAGCAAACCUAUUGGCGCACACCAACUAUACACUGCAGGUCGAGGCAGUGAAUGGCGUCUCUGAUCUCAGCUUGGAGCCCCGGCAGUUCAUUUCACUUAAUGUCACCACUAACCAGGCAGCCCCAUCACAGAUCUUGGUUGUCAAGCAGGAAAACACCAGCCAGAACAGUGUGACCUUGAUGUGGCAUGAACCUGACCAGCCCAAUGGCAUUAUACUGGAGUAUGAGAUCAAGUACUUUGAAAAGGGUAAGGAACAACAGAGUUACUCCACACUGAAAGCCAGGGGGACAAGUGUGACUGUCUCCAACCUGAAACCUGGAACCCGUUAUGUAUUUCAGGUGCGAGCGCGAACAUCAGCUGGGUGUGGACGCUUCAGUCAGACUGUAGAGAUUGAAACUGGGAAAAUAGUCUCCCUCCGAUAUGAUACCACCACAAUAAUCUGGAUCUGUUUUGCUUUGGUGAUGGGGCUUAUCAUUCUCCUUGCAAUGUUUAUCUGCAGAAAAAGAAAAGGUGUAACCUAUUCACAUCCAAGUCUAUCGAGGUGUGGGUACAGUAAAGCGUUUCAGGAUCCUGAUGAAGAGAAGAUGUAUUACCAAAAUGGACACCUCAGAUUCCCAGACCCAAAGAUUUAUGUCGACCCUCACACCUACGAAGACCCAGGUCAAGCAGUCCGAGAAUUUGCCCGAGAAAUAGAGGCAUCACGAAUAAAAAUCGAGAAAGUUAUUGGCUCAGGUGAAUUCGGUGAAGUGUGCUACGGUCGUCUGAAAUUGCCGGCAAAACGAGAGAUCCCUGUGGCUUUAAAAACUCUCAAAGCAGGAUACACAGAAAAACAGAGGCGGGACUUCCUGAGUGAGGCCAGUAUCAUGGGACAAUUUGAUCAUCCCAACAUCAUCCGUCUGGAAGGAGUUGUAACUCGAAGCAAACCGGUGAUGAUUGUUACAGACUACAUGGAGAAUGGAUCGCUGGAUUCAUUUUUGAGGAGACACGAUGGACAGUUCACAGUGAUCCAGCUUGUCGGAAUGCUGCGUGGUAUUGCUGCGGGAAUGAAGUACCUGUCCGACUUGGGAUACAUCCACAGGGACCUCGCGGCUCGAAACAUCUUGGUGAACAGCAACUUGGUGUGUAAGGUGUCGGACUUCGGCCUGUCCCGAAUUUUGGAAGAUGAUCCGGAUGCAGCCUACACCACCACUGUGGUCUUCCAUACAGAGGGAGGAAAGAUUCCAAUCCGCUGGACGGCUCCCGAGGCCAUCACAUAUCGCAAAUUCUCCUCGGCCAGUGAUGUGUGGAGUUAUGGUGUGGUCAUGUGGGAGGUCACUUCGUAUGGAGAGAGGCCGUAUUGGAACAUGACAAACCGAGACGUGAUUAAGUCGGUAGAGGAAGGUUAUCGCCUCCCAGCCCCCAUGGGCUGCCCGGCAGCCCUUCAUCAGCUGAUGUUGGACUGUUGGCAGAAAGACCGCAAUGAGAGGCCCAAGUUCAUCCAGAUUGUCAGCGUGUUGGACAAGCUCAUUAGGAACCCCACCAGCCUCAAGAUUUUCGAGACCACGAGCAGACUGAACAGCCCGCUCUUGAACAGAAAUAUCCCCAACUUCACAUCCUUUGCUUCUGUGGAUGAAUGGCUGGAUGUUAUCAAAAUGGGACGCUAUAAAGACAAUUUUGCAGCUGCAGGUUAUUUAUCACUGGGUCUGGUAAUGAGAAUGAACAUGGAGGAUGUCCGAAGACUGGGAAUAACGUUGAUGGGGCAUCAGAAGAAAAUUCUCAGCAGCAUCCAGAUCAUGAGGACACAACUAAUGUGCGCAAAUGGCCCGGGUAUACAUGUAUAG